Messenger RNA from Daktulosphaira vitifoliae (grape phylloxera), 1386 nucleotides. RefSeq lists its product as uncharacterized. Lineage: Eukaryota; Metazoa; Arthropoda; Insecta; Hemiptera; Phylloxeridae. The record is from RefSeq and is a predicted model, not a curated record. The coding region runs from base 503 to 1228 and encodes 241 amino acids. The transcript is spliced from 5 exons.
ACUUAAACAUAAGGCCAAAUAUUUCACUUCUUACACUUUGUACACAAACAUGUUUGUUAUCAAUAAGUCUUUCACUUCGAUAUUAAAAUAAUUUGUUCAUGAACUACAAGAAAAAAAAGUGUCUUCAAAAAAUAUGGCGGCUGUUUAGUUUCACCGGUUAACACAAGCAAUGUAAACCUGUUGCAAUCUAGUUCAUUAUCUAUAUCUGAGUAUAGUAAACCUUAUACCACAAAUGAGACAAAUAUCUGUGCUUAUACUAAGUGUAAGGUUCUGUGGUUUAUAACUACUACCACAGAUUUUAAGAACAAUUUUCAUAUAAUCUUUGCAAUUACGAUUGAUUUAAUAUUUAAAUCUGUGAUUGCAGUUUUCAAAGUUGGUUUGCAAAGGAAACAACUAUUACUAAUAAUAUAGUACAAUCAAAAAAAAUUAAACUCUACAUUAGUUAGUUACUUCUCUAAUUUGUAUAUUUAACUAUUGUUGCUAAUAUUUUUAAAUAUUAAAAAUGGAUAUUGAUUCAAUAUAUUCGAUGACCAGAAUUAGUGGUAUUAUCAAACGUAAAAAACGAAUGACUUCAUCAAGUCCAUCACAAAAAAAGUUCAAAAGUUCAUCUAGUGAUGUUCUAAGUGUGACUUCAGAUAGAUCUAUAUCUAAAAGUUUAGCAUAUGGUAAUAGAUAUGAAUCGGACGAUUUUGACUCUGAUGAUUCAAUGAUGAGUAUAUUGAACAUAUCUAAUGAACAAUCUACAGUUAACAUAAUGCCUUUAGAAACUUCUAACUUGACUAGAGAGAAUGGUGUAUUAUUUUCAGAAGAUUUGGAUGAAUGUGAAAUUUGGACUUUACAAGGAGAUGAUAUUGACAUGGAAGACAUGAUUGGAAAAACUAUUGAUUUUGACAACUUGACUGUAUUAAAAAGCAAUAAUUUAUUAUCUCACAAAAUUGAUGUUAUACCUUUAAGAUGUCAAGAAGAAACUAAAAUUACAAUUAUUGCCCCAUCUAAUCAGACAAAACAAUUGUCACUAAAUGUUAUUCCAUUAUAUGGUAAAUUACUUUUAUCUAGUAGAGUUUAUUUAGAUAAAUAUACAAAUUUUGAUUUACCAAUCGAUACAGUAGAAGAUGCAGCUCAACAACGAUUAGAGUUAAAGUCAAAUAUUAUAAAAAGAUUAACUAACAAUUAUGAUUUUAUUUCUCCACUUGUCAAAUUUGAAUUACCUCAUAUCAAAACUGAAUAAUUUUAAAGUAAUAAUGUUAUAAGCAAUUAUUUUAUGUAAUAUGAAAGAACCCAUUUGUUAAAGUUAUUUUUUUAAAAAAUCAUUCUUUGUAGAAUUUGUUUUGUCAUAUGAUUUUGUAAAAUAUCACCAAUGUUUUAAAUUUAAAUUCUUACUUUUGA